Messenger RNA from Monodelphis domestica (gray short-tailed opossum), 3212 nucleotides. The record is from RefSeq and is a predicted model, not a curated record. NCBI's taxonomy places the organism in Eukaryota, Metazoa, Chordata, Mammalia, Didelphimorphia, Didelphidae.
UGGAAGAGAAGCUUCGGGAGGCUGUGAACUCCUAUGAGGAGGUCAGGAAAAGCUCUCACCAACUGAAGAGGAAAUGCCACAGUCUGACCUGUGACCUUGAGGAUGCCCGGAUCCUUCUGGAGAACCAGCAGAGCCGGAACCAUGAACUGGAGAAGAGGCAAAAAAAAUUUGAUAUGCAGUUAACCCAGGCUAUUGGCGAAUCGUUGUUUGAAAGGGGCCUCCGAGAGAAAUUGUCCCAGGAAAACGCGAGUGCCCAGUGGGAGCUUGGCCAACUUCAGAGCAGAUUAGAGGAAACAGAGCGGGAAAGUGUGGGUCUGAAACAGAAGCUUGAGAUGCUGAGAUGCUAUAACAUUGACCAGAGGUCCAGCCCGCUCCCCUGUGGGGUCGAGGCUGUGGCUGCUCUACAGAGACAGCUCUGGGACCUGAAGUCCAGUGCCUUGGAGCAGCAGCAAAUACAGAAUGAGCAAGAGACGACGAUUAAGAAACUGGAACAGCUCCGCGUUCGCUUUGAGAUGGAGGUCGAGAGGAUGAAGCAGACAUACCUGAAAGAUCAAGAAGACAAGGAGGAAGAAUUGGAGGACAUCCGCCAGUCCUGCCAGAAGCGGCUACGGCAAUUAGAGAUGCAGUUGGAACAGGAAAGUGAGGAGAAGAAGCUGGUUCUUCAUGAGAAACAGGAUUUGGAAAACCUCAUUGGGACACUCUGUGAACAGAUUGGCCAUCGAGACUUUGAUGUGGAAAAACGUCUCCGCCGUGACCUGAGGAGAACUCACGCUCUCCUGUCUGAUGUUCAGUUUCUCCUGACGAACAUUGAGGACUCCCAGACAAUAGUUAAUAAAGAAGAGCUGGAGAAGGUUCACAAGAAGCUAGAAGAAAGUGAGACCAAGUGUGCAGAUGCCCAGAACACUCAGAAGUUGCUGGCCCAGGACCUAGAGAACAUGCACAGUGAGCUGGAGAAUGUUACCAAGAACAAGAAUCUGGUUGAUGAGCAGCUGUUUCGGCUGCAGCUGGAGAAAACCGACCUUCUGAAACGUAUUGAUGAAGACCAGGAGGAUCUGAAUGAGCUGAUGAAGAAACAUAAAGACCUCAUUGCCCAGUCUUCCCAAGACAUUAUGCAGAUUCAGGAACUACAGCAGAGCUUGGAAGAAGCAAAGAAGGAGAAGCAAAACCUCCAGGAAAAGCUCACUAUUGCUCAGUCCCGCGUCGAACACUUGGAGAAGACUAUGGUGGAUCGCAGCAUCGUUGGUCGCCAGGAAGCUGUGAUCUGUGACCUGGAGAACAAGCUGGAGUUCCACAAAGUCCAAAUUAAGAGAUUUGAGGUGCUGGUGCUUCGCCUUCGGGACAGCGCGCUCAAGUUGGGAGAGGAGCUAGAGAAGGCCGUGUGCUCUGAGAUUGAACAGAAGGAGUCUUGCCAGUAUUACCAGAGGAGGAUGGAGGAGAUGAAAGUCGAAAUGGCAGAGUUGAGGGAGAAGGAGACAGACACCAGCCACCGGUGCCUCGAUCUGGAGAAGCGUGUAGAGGAGCUCUUGGCGGUGAGGCUGACACUACAGGCUGACCUCGAGGUAUCCAUCCGGAGAAUCGCAGAUUUACAGAUGGCCCUGGAAGAUGUAGACUCCAGUAAUAGUGAUAAUGAAAGAGAUAACCAGUCCUUUCCGGAGUCCAGCAUCAGCUCUCAGCCAAUGGAAAGUGUCAGAUCCUGGUUGAAUUUGUCCCCAAACCAGUCCAGGUCCAACAGCACAGUGAGGAGUGAGUCGCAGCAGUCAGCCACUGGCAGCGGGGUUCUGGAUCAGAGGAUGCACCGAGAAACCAGAGAUGCUGAGAAGAAGCAGCCAGCGCUGAGGACUGAGGCCCCGGGGGACUAUGAGAAACCUCUAGCGGAAAGUUUUGCCAGACAACCCAUCUCCCCUUUCACCUUCCCAGGCCCAGAUUAUAAUAAAACGAAUAAAGUAGAGAGUUCUGAGACACGGAAGAAAACAUCCAACAAAUCCAAGAGUCACUCGUCAACCACAUCCCCGACAUUAGACAAAAAACCUCCGAGUACCUCCUGGGCCCUUUCCGAAUUUCUGGAAGGAUUACGGAAAAAACAGUCGGAUAAAGAGAAGGAUGCCUUAGGAGAGGAAGACUGGCCCACUCUGCCCAUCUACCAAACCAUUGGCGCCACGUCUCUGCGCAGGUCUUUGGAGACAGCGACUCUCCCGGAAAAGGGCGCUCUGGAGACUGACCCAGACAGCCCACGAUCCGGGCUGCUGAGGUCCACCAGCCUCAAGUGUCUCUCCUGUGACAACUCGGAGUCGUUCCUUUCGUUGCCUCUUCCUUCGAAGUCCGUGUACAGGUCUUGUGAAUCCCUCUUGCAGUCGGAGAACUUGGAGAACACGUUUAACAGGAAUCUGAGCUCCUCGGUGGGAGAUAACCUGGGCAAGUUUUCCCAGUCCAGGCUGCACCUUCGGAGGCCAUGCAUUGACACCCCGCUGGAGGAAGUAGAGGACCCGGACCUGGGCAAAGAGUCUCUGGUCUUUCAGAACAGAAGGUUUUCCAACCUGCCCGAUGAGCCUUUGGAGCCUAAUUUCAGGGACUGGAAACUGCCGAGAUACGAGCAGAAAAGCAAAGUGACGUUUGAUGACUAUGUCCCAGCCAUCCGGAAAUCCAAGUCUCCCAUCAGAGCCAGCAAGGAUAGGGGAGACGGCCUGAAGUCCGGGGCUACUUUCUUUAAGAGCGAUGCUUCUUCGGAAUGUCUGUUCCCAGGAACUAGCAGCACCUUCCAGGAAGACUUAGAAUCCAAGGAGGACACGGGCCACCUGUCUGACUCUUCAUCAUCUUCCAGCUCCGCCAUGUCCUACAGAAGCGCAGACAGCAUCAAGAGCCGGCCAGGAUCCCUAAAACGAGACGAGGAGAGUGAAAGGAGAUCCCGAUAUGGAACGUGGAUGGAUGCAAAGAGGCAAGAUGAGGUGGAGAGCAUCAUGAAGAAAUAUCUCCAGAAGUAGGGAAUGGUCCAGCAUCCAGAAUCUGAAGUUCCUGGAAAGCUUCCCUGGCCCCUCAGCUUUUCAAAGAAAAAUACGCAGGCGGCCUCUGCAUCUGCUUCUGCUUGUCUGUAGGCGAUGGAUGCCACCGAAAAAUACUCCCAAAGGAUUCUGACAAACCUGAGGAUUUAUUUUGUAAGAGGUGCUGGGGUUUGAAUAGUGAUUUAUACAGAAUAAAACUAUUGUGACUUCAAAUAA